This is a messenger RNA of Bactrocera tryoni, 1328 nucleotides long. RefSeq names its product protein angel (gene angel). NCBI's taxonomy places the organism in Eukaryota, Metazoa, Arthropoda, Insecta, Diptera, Tephritidae. The transcript has a single exon. Bases 128 to 1273 code for a protein of 381 amino acids. The record is from RefSeq and is a predicted model, not a curated record. Gene Ontology annotation, molecular function: 3'-5'-RNA exonuclease activity.
AACGAAAAUAUUACACAGCCGUACAAGGAAAAUUGUAUCCAAUUGGCAAAAUAAGCCCCAUAACUUCACUCAACGCUUGAACGCGCCAAAAUCCAGCCUGCUUGGAUUCGGUUAACAUUUGUGGGAGAUGUCCAAAAUUCUUAUUAGCGUUUUAAAUUCAAUUCAACUAUUUAACGCAACAAAACCUUUUGGACACAUCUUUGAGCAAGUGUGGCAUUUCCAGACACAAACGAUAAGCAGGUGGCAAUUAACAAACAAAAUGGGGCGCAGGUGGGAGCGAGUGAAGAGUGAAACGGAGACAGCAAUUGGAAACAGCAAAACUUAUACUUUAUUAUCAUACAACAUACUUGCACAAGAUUUAUUAACGGAACAUCUGUACCUUUACAUAGGCGUUGAGCCAUCAAUGUUGCGCUGGGAUCAUAGACUUUUACGUUUGACGGAAGAGAUUCAGUACAUAAAACCUGAUAUACUCUGUUUACAAGAAAUGCAAUUUAAUCACUUAAAAAGUCUGGUCAAGCAUAUCAGCUUUAAAAGAGAACUAGAAUAUGUAUUCAAGAAGAAGACUGGACACAGAACCGACGGUUGUGCAAUUAUCUACGAUAGAAGUAAAUUUAGACUACUGUCAGAGCGCCCUGUAGAGUAUUAUACCCCUGGUGAUGCCGUUCUAAAUCGCGAUAAUAUUGCGUUACUAGCCAAAUUUGCGGUUAGGAAGGAACCACAAAAGAAAUUUAUUAUAGCCACAACUCACUUACUUUACAAUCCAAAGAGGCAAGAUGUACGCAUCGCACAAGUGGGAAAACUAAUGGGUGCCAUUCAGCAGUACUCUGCGGAAACUGAGGGAGAAAAUAGUGCAUUCUUACCGGUUAUUUUAACAGGCGAUUUUAAUUUUGAACCCAAAACCAGGCCACAUCAACUGUUAUCUGAACCGUGUAAAUCAACACCAACCGAUCUAAAAUUUUCUGAAUCUGAGGUAGCUGGUGACAGCCAGCAACAAACUAGCAGAGAAUAUUAUUUAAAAGCACCGGACAAAGAUGCAAAUAGACUGCAAAUGAUGCCACUAGAUUUCGGUAUGCAAACUGCUUCAACGUUUCAAAAUAAAUGGAUAACGGUUGAUUACGUACUCCAAUCUGUUGAUAAGAAUCGGAAGAAAAUUCAAAUACGAUCUGUCUACUCGCUACCAAAUAUUAAUGACUGCGUACGUACGGGUGCUAUACCCAAUAAGUAUCUAGGUUCGGACCAUUACUCGUUAGGCAUAAAAUUCUCAGUAUUUUAGCACUGGACUUCACAUUGUUGCAAAAUAAAUAAAUUACCACAUAAAAUGUAUAAAC